Pelagomonas calceolata is the source of this 1665-nucleotide messenger RNA. The record is from the annotation of a GenBank genome assembly. Lineage: Eukaryota; Pelagophyceae; Pelagomonadales; Pelagomonadaceae.
UCCUGUUUGCUUUUUGUGCGUCGCUUGCUUUCCUCUGCAGUGCUCUGCUUGCUUUCGUGUGCUCUGCCAAAGCAAUGACGCAUGGGGUUACGCGUUCGAGUUAUUCGGUGACAGGUGGCCUCGGGCGGCUCAGCGCGUUGUGUUCACGAUCUGUUGCAGUGCUAUUCGUGUUUUGUCUCGCACUGCCAAGCAAAUUGCGUAAAAAACGCGCGCUAGCGUACACUGACAUACUAGGAAUAUGCUGUGCUCUGUUUUUUGCCGUCAUAACAGCAACUGACUCGCAACACGACGCGGCACCAGUCAGGCACUAAUAGCGUGGGCCCGUGCGCCGCUCCUCAGAAGUUUGUGCGGACACCAAGCGCCGCAUCUCAGUGGGACAGCAGCUGCAGCCUCCUCAGUGGCUUGGUGCAGCGUGACGCGCACCCGUCGUCGCGGUAACGCCAACGAUGCGCGCGCUCGCGCUGACACCUUUACUCGUGGCAGCACACGCCCUCGUCGCGCCGCCGCGGCGCGCGACGAGACGCGAGGCCGCGCCGUCCUCGGACGAGUUCCCGACCGAUGCCCCGGCCAGGACGCAGGAGACCUACCUCGACCGGCUGGCCGCGUACGCCGACGAGGACGGCUACACCUUGGAUGCGCCGACGCGCUACUCCAUCGCGGACUGGUGGCUGAACUUGCGGAACCUGCCGUCGUCGAGCGUGCUCCAGCGGGUGCAGGGGCACCUCGUGGCGAACACGUUUUUUGCGAUUCUCGUGUCGGGUCUGGCCUACGCGAUACGAGCGGAGCACCUCGCGUUUGACACGACACUCCUGGAAGCGGAACACUUGAACUUGGGGGCGCCCUUCGAGCUGAGCGGAGGCAUCCUGGGCAUCCUGCUCGCGUUCCGGACGUCGCAAUCUUAUGACCGGUUCUGGGAGGGCCGCCAGGUCUGGGCGAAGGUCGUGAAUAGGGUAAGAGCGACGGCGCGGACGUGCCGAGCGUACGUCACGACGGCGGCGCCCGAACAUGAAGCAGAGGAGACCGCGGCGCUGCUGCGAUGGCUCGAGGCCUUCCCUUUGGCCCUCAAACAGCAUUUGAGAGGAGAGCGCCGCCUCGACGAGUUCCACUGCCUCGGGAAUGAUGAGAGGAGAGAACUGGAAUCCGCGGACAAUUUACCAUUAGCGUGCACGUACGCUCUAUCAUCUAGGGUGGAUGCGGUGCGAAGAGCGUCGGAAGACACGCAGUCCGCCUCUCAUCUCCUCUGGUGGCAGCUCGAGAGCUUACUGUUGGAACUGCAAGACGCCAUCGGCGACGCGGAAGCCAUCGCCGGGACGCCCGUGCCCCUCUCCUACUCCAGACAUACGUCUCGCUUGCUAUCGAUCUGGACGCUGGGAAGCCCGAUCAUCCUCGUCCAGUCCAUGCCUUUGUUAUUGGUACCACCAGCAACAGCAUUACUCUCGUGGAUGCUCCUCGCGACCGAGGAGAUCGGGCACAUCAUCGAGGAGCCCUUCGGCAUCCACGACGACCGGCCGAAGAUCCUGCCGCUGCAGCGGUACUGCGAUAUUGUUUCCAGGGAUUUGGCCGAGGAGAACCGGUUGGUUGAACGAGCGGUCGCGGGCAAGCGUGGGGCGGCGGAGGUGGACGAGGUUGCGGACGUCGGGGGGCUCUAUUAAUUGUUUCGUUUUA